AAGAAAAAAACUCGGUAUGCAAGAAUGCAUAUGGUUGAAGUUCCAGCACACACAUUAGCAUAAAUGUCCAUUUUUCUUAGUCCAAGCACCCCUAUUGACAGCAACCAUUUUUGUUGCAGAGAGAAAAUUCAGCAGGUACGGUAGAGCUGUUAUUUUCCAAAACCCUCAAAUGCUUAAGUUCUUCACAGCUUUUGCGUGCAAUCUGGGGAAAUUUCUUCCAACCUAAGAACUGCCCAGAAUUUUAUUUUCAACCAUGUGUACAGGGAAGCCAAUGCCAAGUUAUGGGAUGUCUAUUGAUUCAUACAGAUAUUAGAAUGUUUUUAUGUUGUCUCUGAUUUCCUUGUAUUACCUACCCUUCUAGCUGAUAGUUCUGCUGUGUUUUUUGGUUCUAUCGUGUUGAGCAUCAUGGAGGUGAGAGAAGAUUUCAUGGAUGAAUCAACGUUGAGCAUGAUGGAGGUGAGGGAAGAUUUCAUGGUUUCACCUAUUGGUGACAGUGAACCAUCUUUGAGAACUGCCUAUUUUCUGAAACCCCUUGCAAAGUCCCUUGAUGGAUCAGUUUCUGAGGUUCUAUCAUCUUCCAAGACUAUGCAACUGCCACCUGUGUUUGAACCAAAGGAGUGGCCUUUGGUGGUCCAUUUCAAAGGGUGGCCCAAGCUAAAGCGGAAAUGGGUUGAAUGGGUGGAUGCACUUCAAGUAAGAUAUGGAUCAGUGUGGAAGAAAGUUGGUAUCUUUGAUGCCAUAAUGAGUACCAAGUGUUCCAUAGUGAAAGACGAAAACUUGUGUUUUGGGGUUGCUGAGAAGUGGUGUCCUAAGACAAAUACCUUCUUGUUUCCAUGGGGGGAGGCAACAAUCACCUUGGAAGAUGUGAUGGUGUUGGGGGCUUACCCUCUUGUUGGUGAUCCUAUCUUCACUCCACUUCAAAGCCAGGAAAUGAUAGAGGUGGAGAAGAAAUUGAUUCAUGCAAGACAGCAACCCUUGAGGAAGAACGGAGCUAAGGUUACGACAUCAUUAUGGAUGAAUCUUUUUCUCAAUAGUGGGAGUGAAAUUGAGCAUGAAGCAUUCCUUGCAACUUGGUUGACAAUGGUUGGUUUUUCUCACAAUGGCUUGAUGAGUAAGUUUGUUUUCCCCAUUGCUAUUCAUCUUGCUAGAGGGAAUUCCAUUGCUUUGGGACCAGCAGUUUUAGCCAGCAUAUAUAAGGAUUUGAGUCUGUUAAAGAAAACAAUAGUAGAUUUCACUAAUGAUAAAUUGGAAUUGGAGGUUACUCUUCUGUCACCCUUUUACCUGGUCCAAAUUUGGGUGUGGGAGAGGUUCAUGAAUUUGCAACCACAGCCCAUGUUGAUAAACCAAGAAGACCCUAUGUUGUUUAGGUGGCACAAGGUUAAUACCUUGAAAAUUGACAAUGUGAGAUUGGCACUGGACUCGGCUAUGGAGCAUUUCCGUUGGCGCCCUUAUGUUCAAUAUGCUGGUAAGUUCAAGGUGUUUUAUCCAGAAAAUGAAACUUUGGUACUAAUUGAUACAAAUUUGGAUAAAGAACCUACGGGACUACUAGUGUCUUUUGUUACAUGCUUGAGAGUUUCUGUGCUUGUUGGAAUUCAGUCUACUAUAAAGAAGUAUCUGCCACAUAGAGUUGCUAUGCAAUUUGGAAUGGAUCAAGAUGUUCCUGGUCGUGUGCCUACAUUUCAUGGGACUGAAGCCAUUGCAUGGAAAAAUUACUGCAGGACCAUAUCUGAUAGGAGUUUGUAUUUUCCUGCUAGGCUUUUUGAGGGAGAUGUUACCACACGUUAUGCAAUGUGGUGGAAGCAAUCAGUACUAUGUCGUCAUCAUGAUUUUGCAAAGAAUAUUGUGCAGCGAAAGAGAAGUCUGAGGCCUCCUCCUCAUGGGCCACAUGUAUUGAAAGCAAAUAAAAAGGGUUAUGAUGCUGAUGUUCCACCUGGUUUUUCUCAUUUGAAAACUGCUCCAUCUGGAAAUUCUGGUGAAGACAACGGUGAGCCAUUGAUGGGGGGUCUGGAGGAAGAUUUUGGGGAUGCAAAUGGGAGAAAAGAAUCAAGGCUGUCUAGUGAAAGCUGUAGCUGUGCAUCUGGAAUAAAAGUGAAGUAUCUUGAACAGAGAAUCAACAGACUGGAGACAGUGAUUAAAAAAUUAAAAAUAGAAAAAUUUGGUCAUAGUUGACAAAAUUAUUAGUUUAUCAUACUAAAUCCUUACCACUAGUUAACGCUUGUUUCUUAUAGUAAAAAAAUUACAUGACAUGUCAGAAAAACAAAUACAACUUGAUCUUGUGAGCUUGGUACUGGUUUAUUGUCUUGGUUUCACUGCAUUACUCAGCAACAUGUUUAUCAAUUGGUAGCUAAUUUGUUGAAUACUGCUUGCUGUUUGUAUCUUUGCUUAUGGAGGUAAAACGAAUGCUAGCAACACUUCCUUCAACAACUUUUUAUCAGACUGAAAUUUAGGUGAGACACUCUAAGUAUGUGUUUGUGUACACGUUUGGUUGUUUGAAACUUGGAUUUGUAAUUUUAACUAAAGUUGAUCCAAUUUUAAGUUAAUGUGGUUUUGCGUUUACUGCCAAACUUAAUUCUGGUAGGAAGAAGUUCAUUGCUUAUGCAAUGAGUUGGUUCAAUUUAAUGCUUCUGGACUGUAAUUUUUCUUCCUGUUCUCAUUUUCUCCUCCUUUUUCAUGUUUUGCAUGAUGUCCAUUGGAGGUUCAUAUCUGACUUGGAUUGAUUUUCUCCUCCUUGCUGACAUUGGUUCUUGCAUUUUCGCCAAUACUAAGGCUUUUCCCUUUGCCUUCUCUC
This is a messenger RNA of Glycine soja, 2788 nucleotides long. RefSeq lists its product as uncharacterized. The record is from RefSeq and is a predicted model, not a curated record. Lineage: Eukaryota; Viridiplantae; Streptophyta; Magnoliopsida; Fabales; Fabaceae. Gene Ontology annotation, biological process: meristem maintenance; meristem development. Bases 406 to 2169 code for a protein of 587 amino acids. The transcript is spliced from 3 exons.